AUGGAGAGCAGCAGCUCCAAGGCCAAGUUCAUCGUCGGGGACAAGUACACUGGCUCCUUCGGGGAUAUUUACCUGGCUAUCAAUAUUAUCAACGGGGAGGAAGUGGCUGUGAAGUUAGAGUCACAGAAGGCCAGGCAUCCUCAGCUGCUAUACGAAAGCAAACUGUACAAGAUCCUCCAGGGGGGAGUUGGCAUCCCCCACAUACGGUGGUAUGGGCAAGAGAAAGAUUACAAUGUUCUAGUCAUGGACCUUCUUGGACUCAGCCUUGAAGAUCUCUUCAACUUCUGUUCUCGCAGGUUCACAAUGAAAACAGUACUUAUGUUAGCAGACCAGAUGAUCAGUAGAAUUGAAUAUGUGCAUACAAAGAAUUUUAUACACAGAGACAUUAAACCAGAUAACUUCCUAAUGGGUAUCAGGCGUCACUGUAAUAAGUUAUUCCUUAUUGACUUUGGGUUGGAAAAAUACUGGGACAACAGGGCAAGACAACAUAUACCAUAUAGAGAAGACAAAAAUUUUACUGGUACUGCAAGAUAUGCCAGCAUUAAUGCACACCUUGGCAUUGAACAGAGUCGUCGAGAUGAUAUGGAGUCACUUGAUGGGGAGAGGCAUUCUUGCAUUUUUAUAAUCUGUUGCAUUGAUACCCAGCCUGCUGUAACAAGAGACUGA
Messenger RNA from Sceloporus undulatus (fence lizard), 666 nucleotides. RefSeq names its product casein kinase I-like. Lineage: Eukaryota; Metazoa; Chordata; Lepidosauria; Squamata; Phrynosomatidae. Gene Ontology annotation, biological process: signal transduction; negative regulation of canonical Wnt signaling pathway; peptidyl-serine phosphorylation. The record is from RefSeq and is a predicted model, not a curated record. Gene Ontology annotation, cellular component: cytoplasm; nucleus. Gene Ontology annotation, molecular function: ATP binding; protein serine/threonine kinase activity.